CUUAAGUCGUAAGACUAGCACUUGCACAAACAAGUCUAGCAUCUUAAUCUUCUAUAGCUAGCUCAUAAAACAGUGAGAUAUAGAAGAAGAAGAAUGAAGGGGAUGCAUGAUCUGUUUGUAAGAGGGAAGCCAUAUUUGGCAGUGAUAUUCUUGCAGUUUGGUUUGGCAGGAAUGGACAUCAUCUCCAAGGUUGCUUUGAAUGAAGGGAUGAGCAACUAUGUCUUUGUUGUUUAUAGACAUGCUGUUGCCACCUUGGUCAUUGCCCCUUUUGCCUUCAUUCUUGACAAGAAACAGAGGCCGAAAAUGACGCUCCCAAUUUUUGCCAAGCUUGCAGUUCUUAGCAUAUUAGAGCCUGUAAUAGACCAGAAUAUGUACUUCAUAGGGAUGAAAUAUACAACAGCAACUUUUGCAGCUUCAAUGAGCAACAUCUUACCUGCCCUAACCUUUGUCAUGGCAUGCAUUUUCAGACUUGAGAAGGUGAGGGUGAAGAGCAUCCCGAGCCAGGCGAAGAUCAUCGGGACGGUGGCGACGGUGGGGGGAGCGAUGAUGAUGACGCUGCUGAAAGGCCCAAUGGUCCAUCUUUUUUGGGCCAAAUCUAACGCCCAUCAGCACCCAACUGGUGCCAUUGAUUUAGCCCAUUCUAUCCGAGGCGCCCUCAUGAUCUCCUUCGGCUGCUUGAGUUGGGCUUCUUUCAUGAUCCUACAAGCAAUCACAUUGAGAACAUAUCCCACAGAGCUAUCAAUGACUGCAUGGAUAUGCCUUUUGGGAACUGGUGAAGGAGCCAUUGUGGCACUUGUCAUGGAGAGGGGCAACCCUUCUGUUUGGUCCAUCAAUUGGGACACCAAAUUUCUUGCUGCCCUUUAUAGUGGAGUGUUUUGUUCAGGACUGGCAUAUUACAUACAAGGGGUGAUAAUGAAAGAUAGAGGGCCUGUUUUUGUCACUGCUUUCAACCCAUUGAGUAUGGUUAUUGUAGCUGUUAUGAGCUCCAUCAUUCUAAAAGAACAAAUGUUCCUUGGAAGGGUUCUUGGAGCUGCAGUGAUUGUGGUAGGGCUUUAUAUGGUCCUUUGGGGGAAAAGCAAAGAUCACAAGUCAAUAUCUACCAAUGAAGAAUCACUACCAACCCUACAAAUGGUGAAAGGUGGAGCAACAACUGCAAAUGGAGAGAAGGACACUGCCCCUCUUGAAGUCCUCACUAUCUACCCUUCAUCUAAAGAACCCAUGGAGAACAAAAUUGUAGGAUAGAAUUGACAUUAUUAUUAUUAUUAUUAUUAUUAUUACUAUUAUUAUUAUUAUUAUUAUUAUUCUUAAAGCCUACCUUAAUCUCUAUAUGAGCAAAACCACCAUCCAUGUUGUGCUUGCGAGGGAAGAUGCAAUCAAUUGUAAGAAAUUUUGACAUGUUGAUCUAGAUGAACUAUAUUAUCUCCAAAAUAAAUUGUACUUUUUUCUUUGUGAGGGGCUUUAUGGUUAAUCUUUUUUUGCUGGGG
Molecule: messenger RNA, 1484 nt
Organism: Cuscuta campestris
Lineage: Eukaryota; Viridiplantae; Streptophyta; Magnoliopsida; Solanales; Convolvulaceae
Source: the annotation of a GenBank genome assembly